AUUUCUCUUCUCCCUCUCUUUAUUGUCAACAACACCUAAAAAAGAACAGUUUUUCUCUUUAAAACUCCAUUAAAAUACAAAACUAGCGCCUACCAAGCUCUUAAUUUUCAAUUAUCUCAGCUGGGUCGCUUUUAGUUUCUUAAAUGGUGCACUAGAAGAAAAGUUAUUUGCUAUUUUUUUGAACUUUUUGUGCAGACAAAAUGGCCUUUCAAGAUCAUCUUUCACAAGAAAUAUCCUUUCAACCGCCACUUUCACACUCUGGUUCUUCCUCUGUCUCCGCCGGUCCGACGUGGCUGAGCAAGGCGGCAGCACUCAUCAGAAACGACGAGUUUUUGGGCGGUAGAAACAGAGGCGAAAGAGCUGACCAUGAAGAGCUUUUUGAUGGUGGAGAUGAUAGUAAUUGGGAAAGAGCUAAAUGUAAAGCAGAGAUAUUAGGGCAUCCUUUGUAUGAACAGUUGUUGGCUGCACACGUGGCGUGUUUGAGAAUAGCGACACCAGUUGACCAGUUGGCUAGAAUUGAUACACAGUUAGCUCAGUCUCAAGAAGUUGUAGCUAAGUAUUCUGUUCUUGCUAAUAAUGCUCACCUUGUUGAUGACAAAGAGAUUGACCAGUUCAUGACGCAUUAUGUGCUAUUACUGUGUUCCUUUAAAGACCAAUUGCAACAGCAUGUCCGUGUCCAUGCAAUGGAAGCAGUGAUGGCUUGCUGGGAGCUCGAGCAAUCUCUCCAAAGCUUGACAGGUGCAUCACUCGGUGAAGGCACAGGUGCAACAAUGUCUGACGAUGAUGAUGAUCAGGCAGAUAGUGAUGCCAAUUUGUAUGAAGGAAGUCUGGAUGGCGUAGAUUGUAUGGGGUUUGGUCCUCUUGUUCCCACUGAAAGUGAGAGGUCUUUGAUGGAGCAUGUUAGAAAAGAAUUAAAGCAUGAGCUGAAACAGGGUUACAAAGAGAAGAUUGUGGACAUUAGAGAAGAAAUUCUCCGCAAGAGAAGGGCUGGAAAAUUGCCAGGAGAUACCACCUGUCAUCUAAAAGCAUGGUGGCAAUCACAUUCCAAGUGGCCAUAUCCAACAGAGGAAGACAAAGCAAGAUUGGUGCAGGAAACAGGGUUGCAGUUAAAGCAGAUAAACAACUGGUUCAUAAACCAAAGAAAAAGGAACUGGCAUAGCAAUCCUUCCGGAUCUACAACGAAAAGCAAGCGCAAGAAAAAUGCAGGUGAAAGCAGUGAUCAACACUUUGUUUAAAAGGAACAACUUAAGACGUCCAUCCUAGCGAACUUCAGCAACAGAGUACUUAAGGGGUGAUUGCAGUGAGAAAACCCAUUAUUUUAUAUUUAUAUGCUCAAUUUCGUCAAACGAUAAAUACUAGAAAAAGAGGCUGCUCUCAUCAGCUGAAGAUGCAUUAAACUUGCUCACAUAUGAUAGUGAUAGAUUUAUGGUUGAAGAUACGUUGAAGUAUAUGAUGUCAAAUUUUACAAUUUAAACAUAUGAGAUUGGGAUUUUAGAUACCUGUAAUUUUGCAGUAUUUGGUUUAUGUUAUAUCUGUGAUGUAAUUUUUUUUGGUUUAUAAUCUGUCUGUGAUUCUGACA
Messenger RNA from Mercurialis annua (annual mercury), 1579 nucleotides. Its product is annotated as homeobox protein knotted-1-like LET12. Lineage: Eukaryota; Viridiplantae; Streptophyta; Magnoliopsida; Malpighiales; Euphorbiaceae. The transcript is spliced from 6 exons. Bases 201 to 1235 code for a protein of 344 amino acids. Gene Ontology annotation, biological process: regulation of DNA-templated transcription. Gene Ontology annotation, cellular component: nucleus. Gene Ontology annotation, molecular function: DNA binding. The record is from RefSeq and is a predicted model, not a curated record.